CAAAAUUCACAAUAAAUCUAAUUUUCCAACACUUCAACUGAGAUCGGUAUCAGUUCACUUCCAUUUCUUCCGCGCUACAGAUAUAACAAUAAAUCAUAACCAAAAAUUCCAUCUGAAUUGACAUCUUGGUUGUCCUCUUAAAUUUGGAUAUUGGAAUUGGAAUUGACCAAUAAGCAUCAUGGGGUCAUUGUUCCGUAGUGAAGAAAUGACCUUGUGUCAGCUUUUUCUUCAAAGUGAAGCUGCCUACGCUUGUGUGUCUGAGCUCGGUGAGCUUGGAUUAGUUCAAUUUAGAGAUUUAAAUCCUGAUGUUAAUGCAUUUCAACGUAAAUUCGUUAAUGAAGUUCGUCGUUGCGAUGAAAUGGAAAGAAAAUUACGUUAUUUAGAAAAAGAAAUCAAAAAAGAUGGUAUUCCAAUGCUUGAUACUGGCGAUAGCCCCGAAGCUCCUCAACCCAGGGAAAUGAUUGAUCUUGAGGCAACUUUUGAGAAACUCGAGAAUGAGCUCCGUGAGGUUAAUCAAAAUGCCGAAGCAUUAAAACGUAAUUUUCUUGAACUUACCGAGUUGAAGCACAUCCUGCGUAAGACUCAAGUCUUCUUUGAUGAGCAAGAGGGUGGUCUAAAUACCACAACCGAAUCGAUGACUCGUGCUCUAAUAACGGACGAAUCACGAACUGGACAUUCAAUGGGUCCUGUACAACUUGGUUUUCUGGAAAAGUCACAAGAGCGUGGUGAAGAUUAUCUGCCAUGCUUCGUUGCUGGUGUGAUCCUUCGUGAAAGAUUGCCAGCUUUCGAGAGAAUGUUAUGGAGAGCAUGCCGUGGUAAUGUAUUUUUGCGGCAAGCAAUGAUUGAAUCUCCAUUGGAAGAUCCAGCUAAUGGCGAUCAAGUAUACAAGUCGGUCUUCAUCAUCUUUUUCCAAGGAGACCAACUCAAAACACGAGUAAAGAAGAUCUGUGAGGGAUUCCGUGCAACUUUAUAUCCCUGCCCUGAGGCACCAGCCGAUCGUCGUGAAAUGGCCAUGGGUGUAAUGACACGUAUUGAAGAUCUCAACACUGUCUUGGGACAGACUCAAGACCAUCGUCAUCGGGUUUUGGUAGCUGCUGCUAAGAAUCUUAAGAAUUGGUUUGUUAAAGUUCGCAAGAUCAAAGCCAUCUACCAUACUUUGAAUCUUUUCAAUUUGGAUGUCACACAAAAGUGUUUGAUCGCCGAAUGCUGGGUGCCAGUGCUGGAUAUAGAAACUAUUCAAUUGGCAUUGCGUCGUGGUACUGAACGCUCGGGUUCAUCAGUUCCGCCGAUUCUCAAUCGAAUGCAAACAUUCGAGAAUCCGCCAACUUACAAUCGAACCAAUAAGUUCACCAAAGCCUUCCAGGCUCUUAUCGAUGCGUAUGGUGUAGCCAGCUAUCGGGAAAUGAAUCCGGCUCCAUAUACAAUUAUUACUUUCCCCUUUUUGUUUGCUGUGAUGUUUGGUGAUUUGGGACACGGAGCCAUUAUGGCACUAUUCGGCUUAUGGAUGAUUCGCAAGGAGAAGGGACUAGCUGCACGCAAAACUGACAAUGAAAUCUGGAAUAUUUUCUUCGGCGGGAGAUAUAUUAUCUUUUUGAUGGGUGUUUUCUCUAUGUACACUGGACUUAUUUAUAAUGACAUCUUUUCAAAAUCACUUAACAUAUUUGGAUCGCACUGGAAGAUUCAUUACAAUGAAUCUACUAUCAUGACAAACAAACAAUUACAAUUGAAUCCAGCUACCAAAGAUUACGAAGGUUAUCCAUAUCCCUUUGGAAUGGAUCCUGUAUGGCAGAUUGCAAGUGCCAACAAGAUUAUCUUUCAAAAUGCCUACAAAAUGAAGAUAUCUAUUAUUUUUGGUGUGAUUCAUAUGAUUUUCGGAGUCAUUAUGAGCUGGCAUAAUCAUCGUUACUUCAAGAACCGUAUUUCGAUCCUGUUCGAAUUUAUUCCACAGAUGAUAUUUUUGUUGUUUUUGUUCUUCUAUAUGGCUUUGUUGAUGUUUAUUAAAUGGAAUCGUUAUGCUGCUGAUAGGGACCCACCAUACUCGGCUUCUUGCGCACCAUCUAUUUUGAUAACAUUCAUUAAUAUGGUCCUCUUCAAGCCACCAAAUACCCCUACUGAUGAUUGCAGUCCUUAUAUGUAUGCUGGACAAGCAUUCUUUGAGAAACUUUUGGUUUUGAUUGCUUUGGGCUGUAUUCCUGUUAUGCUAUUGGGAAAACCAUUCCACAUCAUGAAACAACGGAAGCUUGCUAACAUCCAACCGAUUCAUCCUGUUGGAAAUGGCGAUGCUGAAGCUGGAAUGAAUGCUGAAGGAAUGACAAACACCGAAGGCGGACAUGGCGGAGGAGGCGGACACGAUGAGGAAGAGAUGUCUGAGAUUUUCAUUCAUCAGGGCAUCCAUACAAUUGAAUACGUUCUUGGAUCGGUCUCUCAUACUGCUUCGUAUCUCCGUUUGUGGGCUUUGUCAUUGGCUCAUGCUCAACUUGCUGAAGUCUUGUGGACCAUGGUUUUGUCGAUUGGUUUACGUCAAGAUGGCUGGUUAGGUGGUAUCAUGUUGUGGAUUGUGUUUUCAUUCUGGGCUAUUCUCACUGUCGGAAUUCUUGUUUUAAUGGAAGGCUUGUCGGCUUUCUUGCAUACUUUACGUUUGCAUUGGGUUGAGUUCCAGAGCAAAUUCUAUUCCGGUCAAGGUUAUGCUUUUACACCAUUUGCAUUCGAGGCUAUUUUGGAAACUGGCGCUGUUGCACCAGAGGAAUAAGAUCAAGUUCAAGUUCAUGCCAACCAUUGAACUACUUUUCUUUCCGAUGAAUUUAAACUUUUUAGAGAAUUUAUUAAUUAGAAUAAAUAUAAACAUAAUAUACCAAAAUACCAAGAACUUUUGAGAUUAUUAUUAUAUGACAAGCAAAAGGGCACCUAUUAACAUAUUAAUAAUAAUAGUUAAAUAAAUAUUUAAUUUAGCUUGCAUUAUAAAAUAUUUAUGCUAUGUUAAAAGAGUGUAGCACACAGUUUAUGUAUUUAUAUUCAUUUAUGCUUGAAAUAUAUAAACUUACAUAUUCUAUUAAAAAAAUUAAAUUUUAUUCCCAUAAAUAAUUAAUAUUCCAUUAUAACUUCAGAUUGUGUAUUUAUUGUUGAGAAAAAAAAAAGUUGUAAUAAACUAAACUUAACCAGAUCAAUGUGCAAAUAAUUGUAACGAUUACAUAUAUGUAUUAAUAAAAACAAACAUUUAGUUGUUUUGCCGUUAAGGUAAA
Messenger RNA from Eupeodes corollae, 3239 nucleotides. It is a transcript of the gene Vha100-1, whose product is annotated as V-type proton ATPase 116 kDa subunit a 1. Gene Ontology annotation, biological process: vacuolar acidification; proton transmembrane transport. The transcript is spliced from 12 exons. Gene Ontology annotation, cellular component: vacuolar proton-transporting V-type ATPase, V0 domain; plasma membrane; vacuolar proton-transporting V-type ATPase complex. Gene Ontology annotation, molecular function: proton-transporting ATPase activity, rotational mechanism; ATPase binding. The record is from RefSeq and is a predicted model, not a curated record. Bases 179 to 2749 code for a protein of 856 amino acids. NCBI's taxonomy places the organism in Eukaryota, Metazoa, Arthropoda, Insecta, Diptera, Syrphidae.